AUGGAGGUGAAGGAAUACUGCCAUUGGGAGACCUUCCAACCGGAAUGCAGAUCCGACGAAGUCGUCGUGUUUGCUUCCGCACUCUACGGACGCAUGCGCAAAGGAAAAUGUAUAAAGACGGAUCGGGAUGAUAUCGGAUGUUCCACUGACGUCAGAAGAAUGGCUGACAGCAGAUGCUCCGGAAGACAGACAUGUUGCAUUGUCAUCCCGGACAGAAUGUUUGACAGCACUUCUCCUUGCCCUGAAGACCUCAAAGUUUACUUCAUGGCUUCCUAUAUGUGUGUUAAAGCAACAGCCACAACAACAACAUCUACGCCACCAACAACAACACUACCACAUCCCUACAACGAAUUAUUCAACGACAACAACGACAACAACGUACAAAACAGAGGCUUCAUUUCCAGUUGGGCCGCAAAGAACAACAAGUCAGGUUGCGGAACUUUAUCUUUGCCCUGGAUCAUCAAGGUCAAACCGGGUCAAAAGAUCAAUUUAACCCUCAUUGACUUCUACUACAACAGUAGCAUAGCAAACGAAUUUAAUGGCGGUGACGUCAUUAAUCGCCAUUACACAGAUAGUCUCAAAAGUUGUUCGCAGGUCAUAGUCAUAAUAAGGGAGCCAACGACGGCGAUACGCAGCCAAUCCGUCUGUCAUUUCCAGAACCAGGGCGUCAGAAACAUCUACGUCACCGAGACCAACCUCGUAGAGGUCAGGGUCAUCGCCCCCAAUUUCACUGAAGAGAUGGGUCACUUUCUGGUCAAAUACAAAGCUAUAGGAUGUCCAGAUUUAACCCCGCCCGCCACAACUACGUCAUCAUCUUCAAAGGCCUGGUGGUUCAGGUCAAGGUCAAACUCUGACCAAUCAACGUUCGGUUGUGUAGGCGAGACAUGGAAGAGAGAUUUGACAUGCGUAGACAACAAAUGGGUGAGGAUGAAAAAAAGUAGUAGUAGUAAUAGUGGUGGUGGAGGGGGUGGUGGUAUUAGUCGUGUGGGUAGUUAUGGUGAGGAUAGUGAUGGCAUCAGUGAUGAUGAUGAUGAUGGGGGUGAAACCAUUUGGAGUGAUGGUGAUGAUAAAGGAGAUGUUUUUUGGAGGAAAUGCGAUAAAGAAACAAGUAAGAGAUGGCAUGAUAAUGAUAGUUAUAAUGAUAAUGGUGAUGAUGACCAAAAUGAUGAGGAAGAUGAUAAUGAUGGUAAAGAUGAGGAUGAUGACUAUGAUGAUGACGACCACAACUUUGGGUCAUUAAUCACUUUUUCGUCUGUUAAGUUGAGAAUAAAAUAUUAA
This is a messenger RNA of Helobdella robusta, 1278 nucleotides long. RefSeq lists its product as hypothetical. The record is from RefSeq and is a predicted model, not a curated record. The transcript has 6 exons. The coding region runs from base 1 to 1278 and encodes 425 amino acids. Gene Ontology annotation, molecular function: carbohydrate binding. Lineage: Eukaryota; Metazoa; Annelida; Clitellata; Rhynchobdellida; Glossiphoniidae.